AUGUCCAGCCUAUCUUCCGUAGCGUCUUCCCCCACGGGGACGGUACCCUCCGUCUCAGGAGAGUUUGCCCAGCCUGUUCAAUACGCCGCGAUGAACGACGCGCCCCAAAUGUCGGUCCAAAGGUACUCCCUUCCCCAGCUUCCCUAUGCCUAUGAUGCCCUCGAGCCGCAUAUCUCGGCUCAGAUCAUGACCCUUCAUCAUGACAAGCAUCACCAGGCCUACAUUACUAACCUCAACGCCGCUCUCGGUAACUACUCCAAGGCCGUGGCGGACGUCAACAUCCCCGAUCAGAUCGCCCUCCAAAAUAUGAUCAAGUUCAACGGCGGCGGGCACAUCAAUCACUCCCUCUUCUGGAGGACUCUGGCUCCCGCCAGCAGCAAGGAUGCCUCGGACCCCGAGGCCUCCGCUCCCUCGCUCAUGGAACAGGUCAAGUCGACAUUUGGCAGCCUCGCCGGCCUGACGACUGUUUUCUCCUCGACACUGAUGGGCAUUCAGGGCUCCGGAUGGGGCUGGCUCGUCAAGGCUCCCGGAAGGGAUGGCGGUCUGCGUAUUAUCACGACUAAGGACCAGGACCCCGUCGUCGGCGGUGAGGUUCCCAUUAUUGGUAUCGACAUGUGGGAGCACGCUUAUUAUCUACAGUAUCAAAACGGCAAGGCGUCAUACGUGGACAACGUGUGGAAGAUCAUCAACUGGACUGCCGCCGAGGAGCGUUUCAAGGGCAACCGCGAGGAAGCUUUCGAUAUUUUGAAAGCUUCUAUGUAG
This is a messenger RNA of Colletotrichum truncatum, 762 nucleotides long. RefSeq names its product superoxide mitochondrial precursor. Gene Ontology annotation, molecular function: superoxide dismutase activity; metal ion binding. Gene Ontology annotation, biological process: superoxide metabolic process. Gene Ontology annotation, cellular component: mitochondrion. Lineage: Eukaryota; Fungi; Ascomycota; Sordariomycetes; Glomerellales; Glomerellaceae. The record is from RefSeq and is a predicted model, not a curated record.